Colletotrichum higginsianum IMI 349063 is the source of this 195-nucleotide messenger RNA. RefSeq lists its product as uncharacterized. The transcript has a single exon. Lineage: Eukaryota; Fungi; Ascomycota; Sordariomycetes; Glomerellales; Glomerellaceae. The coding region runs from base 1 to 195 and encodes 64 amino acids. The record is from RefSeq and is a predicted model, not a curated record.
AUGUGUACUCGUUUGCUACUUGGUGCCAAUGUGAAGCUUCACGACGCCCUCUUGGGCAUUGAUAUCAAUAACCAAUGCCAACAGCCUUCUCUUGAUCAUCUGUGUCCUUUCAGCUUCUUACGUUGCGCCAUCAUGUCCUGUCUAACGCUCUAUACGCAUCAGGCCCCGGCGGGGGAGUUUGGGACCCUCGAGUGA